CAAGAGCCAGCAGUUUAUAGCGCCAUGUUGAUUUCCUGAUCGUAUUCUGCUCAGCUUUUGUCAAGAUUUGAUUUUCAAACUAUGUUUUAACACAACACAUUGACAGUUCAUUGGUUGCUGUUGUUGGAGAAUAAUAAAUAGCGCGUUUAUACUUCGUUUACGACGCAAUAACAGAUCUGAUAAGCUGUACAGUGAGAGCUGCUGGAAUAUAAUAAAUAUACACAGCAUUUAGCACGAAUAUUUACCAUUACAGCAUAGCAGCGCUGGAUUAUUAUUUACUUUAUGAAUGGAAGGGUAAUUACGAAGAGAUGGCUUGGGUAAUGUACGAGUUUACAGUCGUUUAAAUACAAUAUAAAAAGGUCAGUGAGAUUGACAAAUUUUAUGAGAUUGCUGUCUCGAGUAUUGCCGUAGCCACAAAUUGUAAACGUUGUUGUCAUCUUUCUGUCUUUUACUAGCAGUUAUUGCGGAUACAUGCUGUCAAAUGUAUUACUAGUCUAAUUGAGUAAAUGUACAUUCGCUAUAUGUUUGCUUUAAGACUUAAUCUCCAUUCGUGAUACAUUCUUCAUAUAAACACUGUCCGUAUGAAAUAUUAGCUUGUGUGUAUUCGCUAUAAACCACCUGGAAUUAUACUACCGGUCUCUCGACAUUUUUGCUGUAUACAGCUUUGUGCAAAGCAUUCUACACGAUGUAUAAUAUUUUAUUCGCCUUAUAUUAGUUUCAAAUGUAGUACGUUAUAGAUCGGAAUGGAGCAAGUAUUAAGCAUAUCAACUCUGCAAUGCAAUGCUUGCAUAUGCAUGUAAUGAAAUUGAUUGUCGCUUCCGUUUUCUACUAGCUUGUGAAGUUCUUGUAAACCAACUGUUCAGAAGAGUUUCACAAAGCCGAAAUGCAAACACCAAGCGAAAUUCCAGGUGAGUUCUAGACUUUAAAAGUGUUACUAAAGAAUACAUGAUUUGCUAGGCUAACCACAUCAUAGUAAUUGCGCUUAAUGUGACUAUACUUUACUCGUUGAGGUAAAUUUUGCCUAGCUCUGCGGCUGCAUAUACCUCCUCCAGUGAUUUCUGCCGUGCAGGUGAUAAGGUUGUUAAACAAUCUCGUAUUUGAGUAAGCUUUCAACAGAAAUAUUACUGAAUUCUCUCUUGAAAGAAAGUAAGUAAUACAAUGUUUUUUUGACGUUCUAUAUUGGCCAAUUCUCGACGACAUUUUAUGACACUCAUCUGUCGUUUUGUCUUUCAAAAAUCACUAAAGGUUUCAAGUUGCGGCACUUGAUUUUCUUGAAAUAGCCGAACAAUCUGAGUUAUGUUUGCCAACAUCUUAUUGUGUUUUAAUUCAGUCGUUCUAAUUUCCGUAUCGAAACUUCUGAUUGCAGAACGAACGACAAUAUGGCCAGAAAUGUCGCAAUUUAAUAUACUUUCUGGAACUUUGUUUCCUUCGAAUGAUUUCAUUAUAAUUCAAAUGUCUCGGCAAUUUAUGCCGUUUAUAAAUACGCCUUUCACGCGAUUAUUUACAUCCAAGUCGUUCUUUCUUUGCUAAUUGUUGCAGUUUGCUUCAUUAGUUUAUGUAUAUAACAUUUAUAGACAUUUUUACGACCAGUGUUUUGUUGCCAAGUCACUAGCACUCGACGAUUUAUAUUGUGGAUCGAUUUAUGUUGUUGUUUGAUUUAUUCACAAUUUGUAGCUCAACGCAUAUCAUGCGUAUCUGGAAUAAUUAUUUAAACCCUGCUAAAAAACGGCUAUUUCUGUUGAUAAUCGUACCUUAAUCGUAAAUAUUCUAUACUUAAGAAAACUAGUACAAAAAUAUUUUACAAUAAUAUACAUAGAAAUUCGACUCCGUAAAAUUCAUGAUGUGUGUUGGGAAAGCUCCAUCUAUUAGUCUAUGUUAGACAUGAUAUGUUUUGCAACUUUGAAGUGGAUAUUAAAUCGAGUGACUGUAGUCUGGUGUCUGAUUAUUCUAGGUUUUUUUGCUAUGUUGUGAAAGUGUUGCCAAUGUAUGUUUUGGCAACUAUGCUGUAAUUGACAAAAGUGUGAUUCUUGGUGUAAAUUAAAUUUCCAGAUGUUAGCACUAUCUAUAUCUUGUGUGCAAAUCUAUACUGUAGCUUAGCAUUCCCAUUUGCAACAACAUGCAUUGAAUGUAUGCAUUGCACAUGCACAUGUUGACGUAUUGAUACAGUUUUUUCCAUUGUAAUAGUCUUCUAUGGUGAUUAUAUUUGAUCAAAUUCAGCUGUUUUAUUGGUAUUUUAUGCCCAUUAUAACAUUUUAAAGAUUGUUUAAUUGUACACACCUAUUUUACAAUCAACCAAAUUAGAUUCAUCUUUAAUUACCCUGGAAAUAGUAUUUGUACAUAUGUACAUGUCUCACUGCAUUAUUCCAUUGGUAGUUUAUAAUACAAGCUUUACCACUCUUCAUGAUAUUACUGUACCAUUUUGAAACUUUGUUUAAUAACUGAGUAUAUGGCAGCAUAUUUAUUCUUAGUGAUGGUGUUCACAUACAGUAAUGUUGUAAAUUAGGGUCAGAUACAGUAAUGUUGAAAUGUUUGAUCACCAACUGCCAAUAAACAGGAAAAGUAACAUGAGAUAUUCUUAUAAUAUUUAACAAUUGAGCACAGCUAAAAUGGAACGAUAUAAUAUCUUUUGUUAAUUUGACCUGAUCAAAUGUUUUCCAUGAAAAUAUCAAUAAGUUUAUCAAUCAUGUUAAUUAAGCAGGAAUAUUUAUGAAAUAUAUGUCCAUUACAGUGAAGAACUACGGCAUUAACAUGUUAGAUUGAGAUGGAGGGAGAAUAAAAUUUGGGUUGAAUGAAGAUUCUCUUAGAUUAAGUGUUGGGUAUAAAUAUACAUUAAACCAUGAGCACCAGUGCUCUCCCCUUUUGCAAGUAAAAUCAUCUAGCAUCUGACAGAGUAAAAUAUUAAAACUACCCAUCCAUGUCAUGACUGUAAUAAAUAUUCAUUAAAGGGAUAUGGAAAUAAAAAUUAAGUUUGUCUCAUUUGAUAGAACUUUUAAAAUAAUAUAUAAAACUGCUUACUGUAAAUGAUUUUUCAUAUUUUGCUUAGUUUUUGAAAUAUUUUGACAAUGCAUUUUUUGAAAAGGGACCUUUCUGUGAGAUAAUAUAUUACAGGGAGAUAGCAAUGUCUGAAGGCCAUGUGUGCGCCGAACAUACCAUGCACGCAUGAAUGAGGAGGGUGUACUCCCCCAAUUUUUAAAAUUUGAAGCACAGAAAUGCCAUUUCCUGCAUUCUGAGCAUCCAAAUGCGCUCCAAAAUGUAUACUAACUAUACUUGUAUUUGAAAUAAAAGAAGGAAAAAACCCACAAAAAGUAAAAAAAAAAUAUUAACCAUAAUUUAUCAUUACUUAUUAGAGGAGGAUCCCAAUGGUCACGUUUGUGGGGGUGUACUCCCCCAGAAAAUUUUUGAAAUUUGAAACACGGAAAUGCAAUUUCCUGCAUUCUGAGCAUCCAAAUUUGCUCUAAAAUUUAUGCUAACUAUACUUGUAUUUGAAAUAAAAGAAGGAAAAAAUGCACAAAAAGUAAAAAAGAAUAUUAAUUAACCGUAAUUUAUCAUUAUACUUAUCAGAGGGGGAUACCAAUGGCCGAAGGCCACGUGUGUGGGGGCAUAAUCUCCAGAAAAUUUUUCGAAUUUGAAACCUGGAAAUGCUCUUUCCUGCAUUCUGAGCAACCAAAAAAUAAAAAAAUUAUUAACAAUAAUUUAUCAUUACUUAGUGGUAGAAAAACGUAACAAUUUAGAUCGAUUUUGUUAAACAAGGACAAAAGACAAAGCCUAAAAUUUACUUUCCGUUUAUUUAUUUGUUAUUCUUCGCUGUUUUUUUGGUAUACAUUUAGGAAAAAGGGACUUUUCCUAGGGGGGGCAAAAUGUGAUUUCGUGGGGGGGGGGCACAGGGGGGGGGGGGGGGGGGGCAGCUUGUAUGUUAAAAAAGGCCCUGAACUGUUUGCCAUGAUCUUGGAUUAAUUUUUUACCUUUUUUACCAAAUAACAAUUAGUGGAUUCUUAAAACAAUUAAUAGAUUCUUAAAACAUUGCCAGACAAAUGGUUAUUUGAAAUAGUGACCAAAGUUUAUUUUUUGGCUCAUAAAGACCAUUGCAUACCUGGGUAAAAUAUUUGUGACAGUAAGGCUGUGUUCAGACUGGGUGCCUGUUGCUUGUUUUGACGCCUAGUUGGAACACAAUGCUUCCAAAUGAAAUUGGGGACAGUUCCCAAGAAAGGGCACUACUUCCAGAGGUAAUACUCGACAACAGCACUGUUCUCAACAUGUUUUGGGGACCAGUUUGAAUGCAGCCUAACAUAUUCAGGGUGCGAUAAUUCACAUACUUACGUACCAGAGGUACGCCAAUAUUACGGUCUGGUACUUCUUUGUUUUCAGCCAAGUACGAUGUAGAUAUGCAGAACUGUUGCUGUCUGCAUACUUAUUUUUUGCUGGUACCAUCAUAGUUAAUAGAAUAGAUGGUUUGGAAACUCAUUAGAAUGACUUGUUAUCUAUGUUAGUCAACGUUUAUUCAUAAAGAUAGUCCUUCACUGUCACGUGCAUGUGUAUUGUAGUUUUGCCAAAUCCAUGCACCAAUAGCAUUUUCCAAUUUACCCUAGCUAUUGUUUGAGCAUACCUAAUUUUAGUGUGCAGUGAUAACCAAUUUGUGCAGUGAUAAAAGUAAAAUGUGCAGUGAUAACUGCCACAUUAUCGAACGUCCACACUAAUAUUAUACUGAAGGUUCAUCAAAUGAACAAAGUCUCCUACCAAUUGAAUAUUGAAAGAUCUCUUUAUAUACUUAUGACCUUGCAAGAUGAAGUGAAUGAUACUUAUUUUGUAAUUAGUGUAUAAUCUUCAGAAUUAUAUAGAAUGUCCCUGCACAUUGCAGGAAAUGCCCUUUUAGAAAGCCUAGAUUAUACAAUCUUCUAUGGGUGCAUGCCCACAUGUCACGCCUAAGCCGCAUUUCAUUUGCCAGGACGGAACUAUUUCUUUCCUGCAAGCAUGCGAAUAUGAAACUAUGCUGUCAUAGAUAGUCGUGUAACUGCAGCUGCUGUCAAGGCUGUCCAGAGGGUGGAGGGGCAAUUUGCCAUGGGGCCCCAGAUAAAGGUGGCCCAAAUAAAGAAUAUUAAUGAAAUAUACAUAGAUAAAACUGUUAACAGACUUCCAGAAUGCAGGAUUUGGCCAUUUCUUGGACCUCAGACUUCAAACAUUUUGCGGGGAGAAUACUAAUCAUAGUGUUAGAAGAUGGAAUCACUGCACUAAAUGGGUUAAUCCUCUAAACUCCCAAUCCUCACAAUGAACUUUUAUGGGGGUCCAGGGAUAUGUUCCCCCAGGAAAAUUUUUAAAUUCUAGAGUUGGUAAAGUGCCAUUUUCAGGUUAUAUAUUUUAAUGUUUUUGGUGAUUUUAAAUAACCAUUUAACACAUAACAACUCUACUUAAUCCCAAACGAAUCCAGAACAUUUAAAACAUAAUAAGAUAUAAAAUAUCCAUUACAAGAAAUACAAUAUAAUUCACAUGCCAGCAUUUUCCCAAGGGCCCCCCAAUAUUUUGGCAAGGGGGGCCCAAUAUUUUGGUGGGGGGGGGGGCUGCCAUCCCCCUCUGGCUAUGUCACUGUGGGGGAUAUCACUAACUAUAAUACAAUAGAAUAUUUUCUUUUUUGGUCUCUUAUAAAAGCCUUUUCUAUAGUUGGAAACCUAAUUUUUCAAAAAAAUCUUUUUUUAAUAACUUUAUUCAAAAUGUCCAGAUUUUUAGAGAUCUAAUUCAAAAUAGACUAUAAUACCAGAAAUAUAUGUUUAAUUAAAAUUUGCUUUGUAAAUAUAAGCUUGGAAUAUUUUUAUUCUUCCAGGUCAAAAUUUGAUUCAAAGAUGUGUUAUUGUGCAGCGAGAUGAUAAGGGAUAUGGAUUGACAGUCACUGGUGAUAAUCCUGUUUAUGUGCAGUCUGUCAGGGACGGUAUGUUGAACUGAUUUUGAUUUAGUAUUUUAUACGACUAAUAAUACAGUACAAACUUUUAUAUAGGAUUCUCAAAUUCAUUAAUAAUUCAUGAGCAAUUCAGCCAAUGAUAAUCACCUAUUUGAUCACAAGAUGCCAUUUGGAUACUUGAUGAAAGUCACUAGCGUUUUCAUCAAAUAUCUUAAUUACGCAUGCAAAAUUACGUGAAUAGAAUUCGUAAUUACGUUAUGCUUGGUUAAGAAUUCUAUUCCAAUCAGCAAACGAAAACAUUCUGUUACGUCUCGAUUCAUUUGAGAAGCCAUAUAAACAACUCGAGCUCGUGUCUCACCAGGAUAUCGUUUUUGUGUCUCACCGGGAUAUCGUUUUUGUGUCUCACCGGGAUAGCGUUUUCUCGUGUUUGGAUAUCCCGGUGAAACACUUGCUCUCGUUGUUCAUAUAUUACAUAACAGUCAUCACAAUAAUUCCUGUCGAAUAAAGUUAAUGCAUAUUUUUGUAAACAUGCAGUUCUUUGAUUUGUAGCUGAUUAAAUGAUCUUUUACAGCGGAACUGUCUGUAAACAGCAUUUUUGCAUUUAAGUAAAUCUGACCACUGGCUUAUGAAAUGAUUAUUUAAUCUAAGCUAUAAAGCAUGUGAUCUGAUUUACUUCACACUGUAGUUGAAUAAAAUUUAAUCCUUUAUGGCCAGCAUAUUUAAUCACACUAUAUAUAAGACAUGUAAGUUGUUUUCAUCAACACCAUUGCAUUGUGGUUGAUUUUUAAACUCAGUGAGCUUUACACUACUGUAUGCUCAAUAUUUAACUGACAUGAAACACAGAUAAAAAUAUAGAUAGAUUAAGAUAAGAUAGCUUUAUUACAAUAUCAAACCCAAUUGUGGACAGUAUAUUCACCAUAGAGUACCAAAUGGUAACCUAGUAGUAGUAUACUGAUACAGUAUUUAAAUUCGGUACAAGUAAACAGUGGAAACGGGCUUAAAAACAAUAUACUGUACACUGUCUCUUUGUUUCUUGAGGUAUGGCAAAUAUCAUAAAAUGAUCAAUAAUCACAGACACAGGGGUUAAAAUGUUAAUAAGUUGACCUACGGUUGUAUAUACUGUAAAACGCUUAACUGCGUUUUUAACCACUUAAAGAGUGUAGUUAACUCUAAAAUACGCGUUUUUGAUUGGCUGACUUUCGCACUAACUGUUGCUAACUUUAACUACCUUUACAACUGGCCCCAGCUGUAAUUUUUCUUCUAUUAAACUUUCACCUUUUUCAUAAUAUUUUAUUUAGAUUUUAGUCUAGACUAUUAUAGACUAUUAUUAAAUUUCCGGGAUUAUACAAUUAAAGCUGCCCGACACGUUGCAAAUGUAAAGAAUUUUGUAGAAUUCUGGAAUUCUAAUAAUCUAAAUCAAACAAGUUGGCGAACGUUUCAUCGAUGUUGACCCUUGUCUUAUCUGUGUUCUGUUUUAUUUAUCCAAAUCCAUGUUUUGCCGACUGGGAUUCAAUAUUUUGCCGACUACCUUAUUACUGGGGUGCACCCCCACACACACACACACAUUUUAGCGCCGGCCCUGAAUGACAGGAAACAUGAUUCAUAUGCCUGAUGUACGACUGUAUGCCGAAAAUUGCUUAGACAGAUUUAGAUCGAGGACGCGGACGUCAAAGACGACGUGAAAAUGGCGUGUUGUGUCCAUGUAUGGAUAUGUCACGCCAUUUUCACGUCAUCUUUGACGUCCGCGUCCUCGAUCUAAAUCUGUCUAUUAAUUAGUGGUUGUAGUGACUCGGCAAAAUUUGCCUUCAUAACUCGGCAAAAUUUACUUACACCCCUCAUUCAAAGAGGUCUAGCGCUGCCCCUGCUGUCAUUAAGCCCUCAGUUACACAUUACCGGAUUACUCUGGCAGUGGAUUACUUUCCAUAUCAAAUACUCGUUUUGGUUACAUCUAAAAAUCACUCCGCUCUGGAAGUGAUAUGAGAAUUAAUCCGACACGUUACGAGCACUGCGUAACCAGGACGCUGUAAAACACGCCCUGUUUUAGAACGUCCUGGAACCUAUCGAAUCCGAUACGUUCGGCUUCGUUAAUCUACUUCCACAAAGCUUUUUCCUAUUCCAAGGAAUAUUAAAUCUAUUUUAUAAACAUUCACGGCCAGUGUUGUUAGUAUCCUGUUUAUAUAUUUGGGCGUUUUGGUUGGGAUUAUUGUCGGUAUCUGUUGUCGUGUUCAGCGACGCCGGAACUGGGGGGGGGGGGCAGGAGGGGCAGCCGCCCCCGUUGCCCUUUACCAGGAGGGGCAAGGGGGGCAAAGGUGCCCUUUCAAUUUAAAGAAUUGCCUUAGCGAAAUAGCAAAUUGUCAGAAAUGUUAGUGCAAUUCUUUUACGAAUUUGCUUCAGAAAACGCAAGAAAUGCAGUCAUCGAGCUUCAAGAAUAGCACAAUCGCCUGGCGGAGAACCCCCUCACACCCCUAUCAUCCAAUACAUAGAAAACAUGAUUAGGCGAAGUUCAACUCUUUGAGCGAUUCAUUCUUUGUAGCGAUCGAGCCUGAACUGAGACCAACCCAAAACGCUUUUGGUCCAUUCUAAAAAUAAAAUCCAAACAUCGAAAUAUUCCUGAAACUGUAUUCAUGGCAACUGGCCUCUGUGAACCCGCCGUCGUCGCAAACCUGAGAAAUUAUGCCGACACUCCAGAUAAGAUCGUUAAUUUAUUUAAUCGGUAUUUCGCAUCGGUUUUUAUCCCUCUCACAUACACGAUUUUGACCAGCGAAAGCUCUGACCGCAAUACAACAGGUGAUCCAAUUUUAUCGGAAGUGACGUUUACCACCACAGAAGUCUCGGAAAUACUAUGCAACCUUGACACUAGUAAGGCCACCGGACCUGAUGAAAGCCCUGCAACAAAUUUAAAAGGACAGCUCAUGAAAUCGCGCCAUCUCUUUGCGAAUUAUUCAAUAAAUCGCUAAGAUUGGGUGUCUUCCCGGCGGAUUGGAAGUCCGCUAAUGUGGUCCCAGUAUUCAAGAAAGGGAACAAUGAGCAUGUCGAGAACUAUAGACCAAUGUCGUUAUUAUCAAUGGUGUCAAAAGUGAUGGAACGUUGUCUCUUUAACUCAAUUAAAGAUUAUGUUAUUGGCUUAAUUUCUGAAUGCCAACAUGGUUUUAUCGCUGGUCGUUCGUGUGUGACACAGUUAGUUGAUGUGCUUGAUUAUAUUGGGGCCCAGCUCGAUAAUGGUGGCCAGGUCGACACAGUCUACCUUGACAUGUCGAAAGCUUUCGACAAAGUCAGUCACCCAAAGCUGCUUAAACGACUGCGUGAUCUAGGGUUUGGUGGGAGGUUGCUGAAUUGGUUUGAGUCUUAUUUACGCAACCGCCUUCAGAAAGUUACUGCUCUAGGCGUGUCAUCUCAGACACUGCAAGUCACCUCAGGCGUACCACAAGGUUCAAUUCUAGGACCAGUUUUGUUCCUCUUAUAUGUUAACACUCUACCUGACGCUGUGCAUUCAGCUGAAAUAGCAACAUUUGCGGAUGAUACGAAGAUCUAUAAAACCAUAAGAUCACCUGGAGGCACUCAACGCUGCAGAAAGACCUAA
Molecule: messenger RNA, 9467 nt
Organism: Paramuricea clavata
Lineage: Eukaryota; Metazoa; Cnidaria; Anthozoa; Malacalcyonacea; Plexauridae
Source: the annotation of a GenBank genome assembly